Molecule: messenger RNA, 1393 nt
Organism: Lycium ferocissimum
Lineage: Eukaryota; Viridiplantae; Streptophyta; Magnoliopsida; Solanales; Solanaceae
Product: DNA damage-repair/toleration protein DRT100-like
Exons: 1
Coding region: 10-1167 (385 amino acids)
Molecular function (GO): protein binding
Source: RefSeq, a predicted model, not a curated record
CAUUUGUACAUGCACACAUACAAAUAUAUAUUUUUAAGAGAGGAGAAAAAGAAUAGAGUAAUGGGUCUCACCGGAGUAACAUUGUUGGUCAGUCUCAUAGUGCUGACCGCCGUCACUAUUCCGUCAAACGCCUGCCCGCCGUCAGACCUAGCAGCAUUAAUGGACUUCAAAGCAGCUCUUAAAGAACCAUACUUAGGCAUUUUCAACACAUGGACGGGCAGCAACUGUUGCCAAGGUUGGCAUGGUGUUAGCUGUGACCCGACUACUCAACGGGUCGCUGACAUUGUCCUACGUGGCGAAUCCGAAGACCCGAUUUACGAAAAAACCGGCCGGUCUGGUUACAUGACCGGUUCACUCUCCACUUCUCUUUGCAAACUCGACCGGCUCACUACACUCAUUGUUGCUGAUUGGAAAGACAUUUCCGGUUCAAUUCCGGUUUGUCUUACUUCGUUACCGAAUCUACGUAUUCUUGAACUCAUCGGUAACAAAAUCACCGGUUCAAUUCCGGCGAAUAUCGGUCAGUUAAGUAAACUUACUGUUCUUAACCUAGCUGAUAAUCAGAUCUCCGGUUCAAUCCCCGGUUCAAUUGUCAAUCUCGGUAAAUUAAUGCACCUUGAGUUAAGCAACAAUCAACUGUCCGGUUCAAUCCCGGUCGAUAUGGGAAAACUCAAGAUGAUCAGCCGAGCAUUACUUAACAAGAAUAAACUCACCGGUUCAAUUCCUAGCUCAAUUUGCCAGCUUAGCCGGUUAGCUGAUUUGGAUUUAUCAAUGAACCAAAUCACCGGUUCACUUCCGGUUCAGCUAGGUUCGAUGCCGGUUCUUUCAACCUUAAACCUAGAUAGUAACCAGAUCUCCGGUUCAAUUCCUACUAAUCUCCUGAGUAGCUCCGGCUUAAAUAUCCUUAAUUUGAGCAGGAACUCAUUAGAAGGAGUGUUACCAGAUGUGUUUUGUUCAAAAACGUAUUUUACACAUCUGGAUUUAUCGUAUAAUAACCUUAGAGGUUCAGUUCCUAAAUCAUUAGCUUCAGCUAAGUACAUUGGUCAUUUGGAUUUAAGCCAUAAUCACCUUUGUGGCCCCAUUCCAAACGGGUCACCGUUUGAUCAUCUAGAAGCUUCAUCUUUCGCUAACAACGAUUGUUUGUGUGGAUCACCCUUACGUACUUGUUAGUUUGAAGUUUGUAAUUAAUCGAAAGUAUCGGUUGGUAACGGUGUAUUAUGUCGUAAUGGUUAAUUAUUGCUAAGUAAUGUUCAUGCCGUUGUAUCAUGCAAUGCACGUGAAAAUGCGUGAAAUUACCAAGAAAAAUUUAUUGGAGAAAUUGUAUGCUAUUAUUAUUUGUAAAUUGUAAAUCCCACGAACUUUUGUUUACUUAAUAAUUUGUUCUCUUUUUCUUAAA